Colletes gigas is the source of this 5882-nucleotide messenger RNA. RefSeq names its product proteasome activator complex subunit 4A-like. NCBI's taxonomy places the organism in Eukaryota, Metazoa, Arthropoda, Insecta, Hymenoptera, Colletidae. Gene Ontology annotation, cellular component: nucleus; cytosol. The transcript has 12 exons. Bases 144 to 5714 code for a protein of 1856 amino acids. The record is from RefSeq and is a predicted model, not a curated record. Gene Ontology annotation, biological process: proteasomal ubiquitin-independent protein catabolic process. Gene Ontology annotation, molecular function: proteasome binding; peptidase activator activity.
AUGACUCGUUAAAAAUGAAGAAAAAUCAGCAAGUUGUUACUGACUCGCCAGCGUACAUGAUUUUGCAUUAUAUCGUGUGCUCUCCUGUGAGAUACAUGUGUCUAACCUAUAUCAUAUCCUUGUGAUAAUACGUUUAAAUAAUUAUGAACGAAGACAGUGAAAAUAUUUUUAAUUACAAAAAUUUAAAAAAUAAAGAAGCCAUGGGUUCGUCAACUGGACAUGUCAAGAUUGAAUUUCAAAGGAAAUCCAAGUACAAUAAGUUGUUACCUUACGUAAAUGAUUUAGAGGCGGAAUCGCAGGUUUUGUUAGCCGAGAUUAAAGCAAAUUUAGGACGAGCUGUUAUUCUUCGUGAAAUGCAACCAGGCUGUGUUCUUUGGGUCACCAGAUUACGCGAGUACAUAAAAAUAUACGGAAUGAAAUUUAGUAAAGAAGAUCAUAUUUUAUUUGUAAAAUUAAUGUACGAACUGGUUACAAUUCCAAAACUCGAACCAUUUUUAGUGAGUCGAUUUAGUUUUACAUUAAUUUUAUUAUUAAAGAAGAAAAGGUUAAUAUCUCCCGAGGAGUUGGAACUUCCAUGGAGACCUCUUUACGAAUUAGUUGAACACGUGAGAAAAAAUGAAGAAAGUUUCAUCAGAAUGUAUCGUUCUUUCGCUUGUUUAUCAGAUAAAUUGAACAUACUUGUACAUGCUGUGAAGAUUUAUUUUCCUUUGAGCGCAACGCAGGAAAUAUUAGACGAAUUGAGACCAACUUUCUUCCCCCUCAAUUUCAUAACGAUGUCUACAAGUUUGGAAACAUUAAAGAAGUUCUUACCGGUUCAGUUACCUCCCAAAUAUCAUUCGAUGGGACACGAACUAUGGUUCGAUGAAAUUAUGUCGUUAUGGGAAGUUUGUCAUAAUGCACCAAUUUGGGAAAAUGAUAUGAUGUGGUUAAUGGCAAGACUGGCUUCUCAUAACAUUGGAUAUAUAAAUUGGGAACCGCAUAUUCCAUUAAUGUUCACUAGGUUCGUGCGAUGCUUGAGGCUUCCAGUGUCGUACAACCAAGUACAAAGAUAUAAACAUCACAAAAUAGAUACUUCUUGUAUAGCCAUAUGGAUAGCAGCAGCUCUGGGGCAUGGUUCGUCUACGCAAAUGUAUCUUGACAAAUUUUUAAAAACUAUUGAAACAUAUUUUCAUCCAGCCAACACUGGUCGUUGGUUGGAGAAAUUAAAGGAGAUCCUCGUAGAGCUUCCAUGUCACUUUGUCACACGUUUGCACAAGGAACGACAUGCAAAGCAAACAUGGGAAACGCCCGUUCCCGACGAGUACAAAUUAACGGACAGCGAUAUUGAUGCGUUUGUCAAAAGCAUGAUGCCAAUAACUAUGACGGCUAUGUUUAGCAAGUUAUGUGUUAACAGUGCCUCUCGAGCGUUGCAACAUCUUGCCAGUAUCAGGCCCAGUUUAGUUAUCCCAGAUGUUUUAGAGAGAGUAUCCUCUACGUUGGACUCUCUUACAGCAGAACCAUAUAAAUUGAAUGCUACAUUGAGUUACAUGGCAGCAAUAGCUAGACCAAUGGCAGAAGGGGCUAGAAAUAUAAACGAAGGUUAUACGUAUCCAGAAGGACCAACGCAUAUUCUACCAUUGCUGUUUUUACUUUUACCUGGCAUCGAUCCGAACGAUAUGGAAAAAUGCUUUGUUGCUUUUCGACUUAUUACAAUUUAUGUUACUUACAUACCUAUCGUGGACCCUUCUAAACUAAGUAAAAUAGAGGACGAGGAAGAAAGAGUCUUUUACGAGACAGUAGCGUCGAGAUUUGAAGACUUUGUUUUACAAUUUCUGGACAGAGUAUUCUCUCUGAUAGAUUCCUUUACUUUGGAAAAUGUCAGACUGGAAACUCGUGCCGGUGACGAGAAAAGUAAAUUGGAAAAAGUUACAGAGUCUGUGAUGAGGGAAGUAUUCACGGUACUGUUGAUUCAGAUGAACGACAAGAUUUUUGAGUGCGCUCUGCACAAAUUACGCACGUUCAUAACUGAACGUAUUCUCGAAACUAAAGUUGCCGGGCAACUUGUCGCUGUAUUGUGCCGAGUAUUUGCCUACGUUAAUGGUGAGAAAACGUUACAUUCGUUGUUACCUGUACUUUCGCAAACUAUCUUAGACAUCACUGGCGAAAGUAACGAUAUCGUUAAGGAAGAAAAUUUAGACGGUCGUCUUUUGUACGCGAUGCUGCUUUUGUCUGCGAUCACUUGUACAUCAGGGAAGAAUUUGUUACCGCACGUGGAUACGUUGGAAAUCGUUCUUGAUCGCGUGUUGGUCUUAAAAUCAAGGGAAGGAAACAAUUUAGCAUGCACGUUACUGAAAUCUAUUCUUUCUUCGUUAUCCAAUAUGAUGCCGUAUCAGUUUGAAUCUACCGAGGUUACGCACUGGGGUCAAACUCUGGACAUUAAUAGUUUGACUGUUAAAUGGUACAUUCCCGGUAAAGAUGAAAUGGCCUCGUUAAAUCGAAUAUUUUUUAAAUAUUUAUUGCCCGAGAUAAAUCGAUUAGAAAAAUAUUGCGAAGACUGGAAUACACUGACGAGAGAAGAGUUGCUGACUAGCUUGAAUAUUGUAAACAGCAUUAUUCAAGCUUGCGAAUCUGUAUUACCGCUAUGGGAAGAGGAACCAUUACUUCCAGUAAAAUCGUCUUUGAAGUGGGUGCCUUUUGCACCAACGCUUGGUACGAAGGAAGAAAUAUCGAUGCCUGAUGGUAGUAACGUAAGACGUUCUAUGGCAACGCUUGCGAGCAAUGUGCAAAAAGUAAUACUGAAAAAUGCAGAAGACGACACGAAAAGUUUAUUUGUUUUAAUAAAGAUUUGGAGCAGUCUUUUAUUAGGAAAGAUUCGUUUGUCCGAUGCAUACGAAGCGAGACGCAAAAACUUUUAUACUAUAAUCGAGAUGAUGAAGGAUCGUCUAAGAGGAAACAAAGGGCUAAUAGGACCUUUUGUAUUGCAAUCUGCAGAAAUUCAACACGAAACGCGUGUCCAUUCGCGUAGUUUUAUCUUAACAAAAACACAUCAAGAAAUCAUAUUCGAAUUGUUUGUAUUGGCUAUCAGCAGAUAUGCAGAUGUGCGAUCGCAGGCUCAAUCCAGUCUCUCUCAUGCUUUUCAACAUUUAUUGUACUCUUACAAGCUUAUCGUUCCACGAUUACUCGAUGUAUUGAAAAACGACACGGAAGAAAAUCAUGACGCGUAUAAGGGUGUUUUAUAUAUCUUGUUUCAUUCGAAAAUUGAUCCCAUCAUUAUGAAACGCGACUGGAACAUGCUGAGAUCUUUGUGGCCAGCUAUAGUACUUUCUAAAACGUCUGAGAAACUCUCCGUAAUCCGUUUAAAGGAACAUUUAGUGGAAAUUAUAAACGAACGUUUCCCAACAAUUACCAUUAAACACAAACUACCAGAAACGUGUGCAACGCUCGCGAUUGAUUUAUGGGCAACUUAUCCACAACCUAAUCUACCUCAGCCUACUAAAGAUGAAAUUGAGAAAGCCUUAGAAAUAUUACGAGAAACCGGGGAAUCGAAUCUUGUAUCGUACAAUGGUUUGGUGGGCGAUCUGUUCCGUGCUCUCUCGGAAAAAAAUUUACACUGGCGGCAUCGCUUGAUGGCGAUGAGUUUUAUUCGAGAUCUGAUUCAUCCAGAUCAAACGUAUCCUCCAAAGGUGGUGCGUUAUUUCCUAGAAGCGUUAAUACACGAUUCGUUGCAGGAAAGAAAAGUUGCUAUUAAAGUGGUCGCGUACAUGUUGAAACAACAAAAAAGAAAACAUCCGAAGAUAACUAUCGACUCGCCAAUGUUGGGCAAAAAUUCACAGCAAGAAAAUCAGUCUCAGAAGUUAACACCAGGACGAAGAUCGGACAAUGUUUGGCUUCAAUAUAAUUACGAAACGCGUCCUGUAACUGCGGAACAGUGGGACGAACCUAGAUUUGUACAUGAGACGUAUAUGGGAUAUUAUACAUGGCCGAAAAAAAUAGAGAUCUAUGCACCUUCGUCCGAACAACCGUGUCUAGAUCCAAAUAUACGAAAUUUAACAGACCACGAGAAAGAAGUCGUUCGUUUUUUCAACGAUCCGCAGAACAUUGAGAAACUUAUAAGAUACUUCAGUCUCGAAGAAAAAAAAGGCAAAGACAAAUUCAACUGUUACAAAUUUCUUCUAUUCAAAGGUGUCUUUCGUAAUCACGGAAUAUUAUUUUUGAAACAUUUUCUGCCACAUUUGCGUAAAUUAGUCACGGAUAAACAAGAAAGUAGUCAGAGAUGCGCUGCAGAAAUAAUUGCUGGGAUUAUUAACGGCUCGAAACAUUGGCCGUAUAACAUGGUUUGCGAAAUGUGGGAUUCUUUGUUACCAAUCAUCAAGCUUGCCCUGGCUAAUUUGACUGUAGAUUCUGUAAUAGAUUGGGGCUCGUGUUUUGCUUCGGCCCAGCAAGACAGAGAUCCGAAUAAGCAUUAUUGGUUAUUGGAAUGUCUGAUGGAAGAGGUUCGUUUUGGCGAAUCGGAGUCAUCUUUCAACGAAUGUGGACGUUUGUUUGUUCUGCAAAUGAUCCUGAACGAACAAUCAUGGCGGGUUUCGGAAUUGUUGCACCGUCUCUUGAAACGUACGGAAGAUAGAUUGCUGGCAAGCCCGCUGGAAAAUGUCAGAGAAAGAUUAGGUUCCGUUUUAGUGACAGUGUUCACUGCAGAUUUAAAGUUUCCAGGAACUCCAAAUAAUCAGUUUACGCUACGAAUUGAAGAUUUAAUCGAUAAAAUAGUACCAAGAUUGCAAUCUCUUGUGAAUGAAAGUACAAUAGUUGACAAAAAGGAAGAAUCUUUAGAUUCGCAGGUGGCUGAUGUUAAAUGUAACAAUUCUUUGAAGGACUCGAAGAUAAAUACGGAAGAUCGCGAGGCAGCAAUUCGAUUACUUAAGACAGUUUGCAAAUGGAUUACGAACACUGUGAUUCGUUCGCAGAACGGUCUGCAGCCAGAAUUUUACAGGGUAUUUCCGAUGAUAUGUCAAUUGGAAAAUUGCGAAGCAGACGAAGAGUUAAUGAAGUUAUGUAAAUCUACGUUAGCGAUACUUGCAGAGGCAUUCACGUUGUCGCAUAAUAUGCCAAUUGCUUUGGACGCAGUGAUAAAAAUGUCGAAACAUACAUCCUGGUGGACACGAUUCACUUGCUUGCGAUUCCUUCAAGUGUUGGUAUUUCAUAAUAUGAGUAUAUUACUGAGCAAUCCAACGUGGGUCGCUUCCGUUAAAGAGAUAGUUCUACGUUUAUUAGAAGAUGAACGAUUGGAAGUAAGAAAAAGCGCUGGUCAAGUACUUAGUGGAUUGUUGCAUUGUACAUUUAUAUCUGAACAAGAAAAGUUGUUGGACGAAUUUAAGAAGCAAGCAAAAAUCAAAUUAUGGAAGAAAGGACGUUCAAAUUAUGGGAAUUCGGAGACUACGAGGAAAAAUUUAAAAAUCGACGCUAUACGUUUACGUCAUGCAGCUAUCCUAGGAAUGUGUGCAUUCAUUCAAGCUCAUCCGUAUGAUAUACCAAAAUACGUCCCCUCAAUUUUUGAACAUCUUAGUCCUCACAUGAAUGAUCCACAACCUAUACCGACGACAAUUCGAAAGACUCUCGAUGAUUUUAAAAGAACGCAUUACAAUGGAUGGAAAGGCAUGAACGGGUAUGCUCAACAUUUUACGGAAGAACAGUUAACCGUGUUACAAGAUUUGACGAUGCCACCAUCUUAUUAUGCUUGAUAGAAUGCUUAAACUUGUAUUAUACGUUUCCUAUGGUUGUAAUAAAUUUUAUAUGCGGAAAUCGCAUUGACGAUCAUGAACAAUGUUACAGUCAUAAUAGACAUAAUUGUGAAAAGAGUUACGAUAGCAAAAAAUUUUGUAGUGAUAAUAAUAUAAUAAUUAGUCGUA